Carya illinoinensis is the source of this 2284-nucleotide messenger RNA. RefSeq lists its product as uncharacterized. The transcript is spliced from 16 exons. The record is from RefSeq and is a predicted model, not a curated record. Lineage: Eukaryota; Viridiplantae; Streptophyta; Magnoliopsida; Fagales; Juglandaceae. Bases 177 to 2117 code for a protein of 646 amino acids.
UCCCAGGUUGCCUUCAUAAAACGAGCACGAGGUUCUGCAACGAGCAGCAACAGGGUUUAUCGUAACUCUCAUAAAGCAGAAAAAUCAUCGGGCUCUCUGUCUGUCUCAGGCGAUAAUUUCCGGUAACCGACUUUGUAGCUGAUCAUUGGAGAUUUCUGUAAUCCCAGGCCACAGAAAUGGAUGGUAAUUCUCAAAAUACUGCGCCACCAGUCGAAGGUGUUGCUGGAGGAGGUACUGCUUAUGGCUGGAGCCAUGAUGGCUUACACACUUCAACUUCAAUUAAGGGAUCAAUUGACCCCAGUGAGGUUCCGUCCGCUGAUUUGGUGCAUGUGUGGUGCAUGCCAAGCACUGCAAACGUUGGGCCACAGGAAUUGCCAAGAGACUUGGAACCUAUAAAUCUUCUUGCAGCCAGAAAUGAAAGAGAAAGUGUUCAAAUUGCUCUACGUCCAAAAGUUUCUUGGGGUGGAUCUGGUAUUGCAGGGCUUGUGCAAGUUCAUUGUAAUGAUUUAUGCUCCACGAGUGGUGAUCGCUUGGUUGUUGGACAGGAGUUAACAAUGCGACGUGUAGUGCUCGUGUUAGGUGUUCCAGAUGCUCUUGUGCCCCUCGAUCUUCCAGUUAGCCAGUUAAGCCUACUUCCAGGAGAGACCACUGCAGUUUGGCUUUCCAUUAAUGUUCCGAGCACACAGGCCCCUGGUCAAUAUGAGGGGGAUGUCAUCAUUACUGCUAUAAAAACCGAUGCUGGAUCUCUAGCACAAUGCUUGAGCAAAGCCGAGAAGCAUAAACUUUACACAGAACUUAGGAGCUGUCUUGACAUUGUGGAGCCCAUUGAGGAAAAACCUUUGGAAGAAAUGGUAGAAAGAGUGAAAUCCGCCCGUACAUCUAUAAGAAGAGUUCUUCUGUCUCCCUCGUUUUCUGAAUUCUUUUCAGAUAAUGGCCAAGUUGAUAUGAUGGAUGAAGAUGCUAUUUCAAAUCUUUCAGUACGUGUGAAAUUACAUUUGACAGUUUGGGACUUCAUUAUUCCUGCAACUCCUUCUCUUCCUGCUGUUUUUGGUAUAUCUGAUACUGUGAUCGAGGAUCGUUUUGGUGUUGAACAUGGGACUGAUGAGUGGUAUGAAGCAUUGGAUCAGCAUUUCCAGUGGCUUCUUCAAUAUAGAAUUAGCCCAUAUUUCUGCAGAUGGGGAGAUAGUAUGCGUGUUUUGACAUACACCUGCCCUUGGCCAGCCAAUCAUCCAAAAUCAGAUGAAUAUUUUUCGGACCCACGACUUGUGGCAUAUGCUGUACCAUAUAGAGCAGUCUCUGGUAGUGAUGCUUCAAAGGAUUACUUGCAGAAGGAAAUUGAGAUAUUGAGGACAAAGACUCACUGGAAGAAAGCUUAUUUUUAUUUGUGGGAUGAGCCUCUAAACUUGGAACAAUAUAAUUCCAUUCGCACCAUGGCCAGUGAGAUUCACAGUUUUGCACCUGAUGCACGUGUCUUAACUACAUACUACUGUGGACCAAGUGAUGCACCUCUUGCACCGUCUGCUUUUGAUGCUUUUGUAAAAGUUCCAAGUUUUUUGCGCCCACAUACUCAAAUUUAUUGCACAAGUGAGUGGGUGCUUGGCAACCGAGAAGAUUUGGCAAAGGAUAUUAUUGCUGAAAUACAACCAGAAAAUGGUGAGGAGUGGUGGACAUAUGUUUGCCUGGGACCAUCCGAUCCGCAUCCCAAUUGGCACCUUGGAAUGCGAGGUACACAACACCGUGCUGUUUUCUGGCGUGUAUGGAAAGAAGGUGGUACGGGGUUCUUAUAUUGGGGUGCCAACUGCUAUGAGAAGGCAUCAGUUCCCAGUGCUGAGAUUAGAUUUAGGCGUGGCCUUCCCCCUGGAGAUGGAGUUUUGUUCUACCCUGGUGAGGUUUUUUCAUGUUCGCAUCAACCAGUUGCUUCAGUCAGACUAGAGCGCAUUCUCAGUGGCUUGCAGGACAUCGAGUACCUGAAGCUCUAUGCUUCUAGAUAUGGUAGGAAUGAAGCCACUGCUCUUUUGGAGAAGACAGGUUUGUACCUUGGUCCCGAGCGUUAUACACUGGAGCACAUGCCAGUCGACAUAAUGCGGGGUGAGAUCUUCACUGCAUGCCGAACGUGAGAGAUUACUUUUGCACACUUCAGGAAAGACGAAAGGUGUUUCACUUUUUGAAGGCAGGCAUGAAUUUACUCUUGAGGACAAGUUGUGAGAUACUCAAAGUAAACAUAUAACUAUAUCAGUUCCUCACUGAGUUCACUGUCUAAUUUUUAUUAGUUUCAUUCUAUUCA